AUGCUCGGCAUCACCAAAUUUAUCACUUUCGGUGAUGUCGCAAUGCAAGUUGCACCCCAAAGUGUCGGUCUGGCUUGGCUUGGUAUCAGGCUCACACUCUCCGCCAUUCAGAGUGACUUCAGCCUCUAUGGUCUAUUCUCAACUGGUUUGUCGGAUGUCACUGAUAUCAUGGUCAUUAUGGCACACAGCAUAGAAAAUACUGUAAGCAAUAUUGGAGACUUCCAGAGUACGAUGCAGGACCUGAAAGAUCGGACAACUGCAACCACCAAGGCCGUUAAGGAGAUGCAAAAGGAAUUGAGAGAAACUAGUACGAACACAAAAGCCAAAACGCCAUGGGACAUGGCUGUUGACGAUUUCAAGAAAAACAACGAAGCACUGAAGCCGUUGAAUGACACCAGCGAAAAGCUCGGUUCUGGAAAAUCCGUUGUUCUUGCAACCGUUGUCGAACAUCUCGAUCUUGAUGUGGAAUAUACCAGCAAAAUAUUUUAUCUUUCUUGUGGACUCAACCGGGACGACGAUUCAAGUCGAGUUGCCCCAACGGCUGACAGUAUCUGCAAUAAGCUUCUCCAUUGGCUUUAUGCUUUCGCAAAGCAGAAUGAGCAACAAAUCGAGGUCUUAAAAGACUGCAACGGAUUCUUCGAGAACUUCAGAACGAAAACGAAGGAAGAGGGCAAGGAUAUCUCCUCGAAAAUGGGCCUUGUAGGUACUGGUGAGAGUGGCCCAGAUUUCGUGGAUACAUUUUCCUCGUUGAUGCAACGACUCGAUGUUGGAGUCACCAUUGCUUUAGAUGGGCUGGAACGCAUGCCUCUUAAAGACUCAGAAAACCUGGUUACACGACUAAAAAGCCUUCGCGACCGGAUGUAUACCAAAGCUUCCUUCAGAGUCAUCGUGACAUGCGGUUUGAAAAACCGCGUCCAUGAUAUGAUGAUAUCACUCAAUGUUGGCGAGUUUAACCGGGAGGACAUGGCGAAGAUGCUCUCUGAAGAACUCAAAUCAAUACCCGGUUUAACUCAAUCUGAGUUCAAAGAAGCCACCGAUGCAAUUCGUCACAAAGCUGGUUCUCGAUUUGCAUAUGUUAGAGAUAUCGGCAUACCUUUCAUGCGGGAACCCUUCCAGCGACCUAUGUCAGACCGUCUAAAUGCACUACCAGAGGCUCGUGUCGACCCCACAAUUGAACUAGUCAUGGAUACAUAUAACAGAAAGUACGAGGAACGUGUCACCAAAGCCGAAGCAGAAGCCCGCUCUCUUGAGCAUCUGACGUUAACUGGUGCUCAUGGGCUAGAACUAAAACAAUUACGAAACGCAAGUGGUCCUUUUCUCCGGAUCAACCAAGACACUACCGUCGUCCUCACCGAUUUUGACCAUAUCAAAGAAUUCGUCAUGAAAACAGGCAGCUCCGAGUUACCACACAGUUCGAACAAGGAGACAUUAUGUACGAGCUAUGGCAUGGUUGAACACAACGGUGAUAUGCAAGAGGUCGCUGUUCUUACGGAAAACGACCCGACGACAAAGACACAGAACGGCAUCAUGGCAGACGCUACCGGGCUUGGCACAGAGAUGAAAAACGAAGACAAAAAUAAGUUGGAAGAAGCGGAUGAGCAUAAAACUGUGGGCCCUAGCCCCGAAAGACACAGUGACACUGACACCGACACUGACGAUUUCAACGACGACAAGGAUCGGUGCAUUGAACAAUACCCUGACGAUUAUGGCGACAGUAUGAACUUCGAUUGCAGUACCUACGAGAGUCGCUACGAAAUGCAAUACUGGAUGUACCAUCUUCGCGAGGCACAAGAGCAAUGGAACUCAACGGAGAGGGCAAAAAGUCAAGGCUGGGCAGAGAUCUUCGAUGAGCUCGACUAUCUCACCUCAACCAAUGUGUCCUUUUUUAACCUCUUGGAAAACAAUGCCAAUCCACUCAGUGUUGCCGCUAAACAUGAAUUAACCAGCUGGAUCCAGCACUUGCUUGUGAAGGGCGAAACGCAUAACAGCCAAGAAGAAAUCCAAAGCGCGUUGGAGGUAGCAGCUUCUCGCCUGAACAAUACUGCUACCUUGAAAACACUUCUUGAGAACAUCGAAGAACCAAAGGAUGUCGAACGGUUCAAUGGCGCGUUCCAAAAAUGCCUGUCCGUUGAUCCAAGCUUCGAUACGAUCAAGUUAUGGCUUGACUAUGGUGCCGACCCGUCCAAAUCUAAGAGAUAUAAUGGUUUUACUGGCUUCCACUACUUUGCGUGGGGUGGAACCGACUCAAGAGUGCUUGCUCUCCUGUUGGAUCAUGUCACUGAACCAAACAUCAAUGUCCAAGCUCGCGACGUCCCCAAAGAUCUUUUGAAGACUUUCCUCGAUCAUGACGCGGAUAUCAACAGAGACGACUCACACUCAAAGCGCCCACUACAACUAGCUAGUGUCUGGGGUGAACUUGCAACCUUGAGGAUUCUGCUCGAUUAA
Pyrenophora tritici-repentis Pt-1C-BFP is the source of this 2445-nucleotide messenger RNA. The record is from RefSeq and is a predicted model, not a curated record. Lineage: Eukaryota; Fungi; Ascomycota; Dothideomycetes; Pleosporales; Pleosporaceae.